This is a messenger RNA of Penicillium egyptiacum, 1752 nucleotides long. The record is from the annotation of a GenBank genome assembly. NCBI's taxonomy places the organism in Eukaryota, Fungi, Ascomycota, Eurotiomycetes, Eurotiales, Aspergillaceae.
AUGAAAUUGUUAUUGAACCUUUCUCUUGUCGGACUGGCAUUGGGCAGUCCCGACUCCAGUCGCGACUGUCGUUGCAGACCUCAUCAGAGCUGUUGGCCUGCUGACCAGGAAUGGGCUGCCCUCAACAGCUCCGUCCAGGGAAAUCUGCAGCCAGUACAACCUGUCGCCGCCCCCUGCCACAAAGGAAACAAAGAAGCCUGCACGGCCAUCACCGAACAAUGGACCAAUUCAACCUGGCGAGCGAGCCAGCCAGGAGCAGUGCAAUGGGAAAACUGGGAGGCAUGGCCCGAGCGCAACGAGAGCUGCCUUCUUGAGACUCCCCAGACGGCCUGUGGCCAGGGAAGGAUUUCCCUGUACUCUAUCCUGGCUAAGUCGGCAUCCCAUAUCCAGGAAGGAGUUCGGUUCGCAAAGAGACAUAAUCUUCGUCUGGCAAUUCGAAACUCUGGCCAUGACUUUGUCGGUCGCUCGACGGCUCCGGAUUCCUUACAGAUCUUCACAUACUGGAUGAAGGAUAUUCGAUUUAGCGACGAGUUCAAGCCUGCUGGAGCUCCCAAAAGCGAGGGCUCUGCUGUCACCAUUGCCGCGGGUGUCAAUCUCAUGGAACUGUACGCUGCCGUGGGAAAGGAGGGUAGAGCUGUUGUUGCUGGAACUUCGCAUACCGUUGGUGCAGCAGGAGGGUAUAUCCAGGGGGGCGGUCAUUCUUUGCUGGGGCCCUGGAAGGGCAUGUCGACUGAUAACGUGCUGGAGUAUAGGGUUGUGACCGCCAGUGGAAAUCUUGUCACUGCAAACAGUUACCAUAACUCUGACCUUUUCUGGGCCCUCAGAGGCGGAGGUGGAGGAACCUUUGGUGUUGUUGUGAGCGUCACCCUGCGCACAUUCGACGAUGCUCCAACUACGAUGGUCAAUCUCAACAUCAGCACUGUCGCCAGACACCCUGGUUUCUGGGAGGCCAUGACUGACUUCCACGCCGCGAUUCCAUCCCUGAAUGACGCUGGCGCUGGUGGAUACUAUUUUAUCAUCCCCGAUAUGCCGUUCAACAGGACGCUUGUCUCAACGCUGUCGAUACUCCUGUUCUUCCCAAAUCAGACCGACAUUGCAAAGACAGAUAGGCUCUUUGCGCCCUUGCGAUCAAAAUUGAAUGCAACAGCGGGCGUAAUGGCUCAAUACACCUCUACACUCUUCCCCAGCACCCGUCAAGUGUUCUCAGGGCUGUUCAUUAGAGGCACGGACUCAACCGGCAAGACGGUGAUCCUAGGCUCAAGGCUAUUCUCGCGUGAUUUACUUGUCUCCCCUGACGGCCCGGAGCACCUUGUCAACGCCUGGAAGAAGCUCGAAUUCAACCCUGGAGACACAAUUACUGGCCAUAUCGUUGCCGGUGGUGCUGUCGCGAAGAACUCAGAGACUGUUGAUAGUGCUCUAAACCCUGCCUGGAGAAAGGCCGUCACCCAUAUGGAUUUCGCUCGCUCCUGGGCGCCAAAUGCGACCCUCGCUCAGCAGCAAGCAGUUAUCCGCAACCUGACUGAGGUUGACAUGCCCAUUCUUAAAGCCGUUGAGGGCUGCAAGAUGGGGUCAUACAUGAAUGAGGCGAAUGCGUACGAACCAGACUUCCAGAAGGAAUUCUGGGGCAGCAAUUAUCUCCGUCUGUAUGAGAUCAAGCAGAAGUGGGACCCCAAUGGACUUUUCAUUGCUCGGAAGGGCGUGGGCAGUGAAGAUUGGGAUGAUGCUGGGCUCUGCCGCAUUAACAGGAAGUAG